This is a messenger RNA of Centropristis striata (black sea bass), 2891 nucleotides long. It is a transcript of the gene hcrtr2, whose product is annotated as hypocretin (orexin) receptor 2. NCBI's taxonomy places the organism in Eukaryota, Metazoa, Chordata, Actinopteri, Perciformes, Serranidae. The transcript is spliced from 7 exons. Gene Ontology annotation, biological process: G protein-coupled receptor signaling pathway; circadian sleep/wake cycle process; feeding behavior. The record is from RefSeq and is a predicted model, not a curated record. Gene Ontology annotation, molecular function: orexin receptor activity. Bases 12 to 1274 code for a protein of 420 amino acids. Gene Ontology annotation, cellular component: membrane.
UCACCUGCAGGAUGUCUGGGAUCACUGGGAAUUUGGAUUGCGAGGAGUGUUUAUCUUCGGCGCAUGUGGCCAACAGCACGGAGACACAUCCGCGCGCCACUGUGGAUGAUGACGAUGAACUUCUGAGGUACAUCUGGAGAGAGUACUUACACCCCAAGCAGUAUGAAUGGGUUCUCAUUGUGGCUUACAUUAUCGUCUUCUUCGUCUCGCUGAUUGGGAACUCGCUGGUUUGUUUUGCAGUUUGGAAAAACCGUCACAUGCGCACCGUGACCAACUACUUCAUAGUGAAUCUGUCCUUCGCCGACGUUUUGGUCACCAUCAUCUGCCUGCCUGCCAGUCUCGUGGUAGACAUCACAGAGACAUGGUUCUUCGGAAAGACGCUUUGCAAAAUUGUGCCUUAUCUGCAGACCAUCUCUGUUUCUGUAUCCGUCCUUACACUGAGCUGUAUCGCCCAAGACCGUUGGUAUGCUAUCUGCCACCCACUGAUGUUCAAGAGCACAGCCAAAAGGGCUCGCAAGAGCAUUGUUGUCAUCUGGGUUGUGUCGUGCAUCAUCAUGAUCCCUCAGGCUAUUGUGAUGGAGUGCAGCAGCCUGCUGCCUGAACUCACUAACAAGACGAGCCUGUUCACUGUGUGUGAUGAACACUGGGGAGCUGAGGUUUACCCAAAGGUCUACCACACCUGUUUCUUCAUCGUCACAUACUUUGCUCCACUAUGUCUCAUGGUCCUGGCAUAUAUCCAGAUCUGUCACAAGCUGUGGUGUCAACAGAUUCCUGGAAGCACAUCAGUGCUGCAGAGGAAGUGGAGGUCCAUCCAGUGCUCAGCUCCGGGGCAAGGAGAGCCCUUGAGGGUGAGGACCAGCACGGUCUGUGCUGAGAUCAAACAGAUACGAGCCAGACGCAAGACCGCCCGCAUGCUGAUGGUUGUGCUCUUUGUUUUCGCCCUGUGCUACCUGCCAAUCAGCGUGCUCAAUGUCAUGAAGAGAGUCUUUGGGACCUUCAAGAAGACCAAUGACAGAGAGACAGUGUACGCAUGGUUCACUUUCUCUCAUUGGCUCAUUUAUGCCAACAGUGCAGCAAAUCCCAUCAUCUACAAUUUCCUCAGCGGAAAGUUCCGAGGAGAGUUUAAAGCAGCCUUUUCUUGCCAUUGUAACGGGCAGGGUCAGGAUCGAACGCAGAGGCCGAGGCCCAGAGCGAGCACAGACAGCCGGAAGUCUCUGUCGACUCAAGUCAACAAUAUGGACAAUGUGUCGCGCAUAUCGGAUCAAAUAGUGUAAUCUCUAAAAUCCAGACACACUCAUAAUUUAGGUAGCCUUUAAAUUGUAUCUGCCUGGUCACAAAAACAGACAUUUGAAUGGAAAAGAAUGUCUCAAAAUUAUUGUUUGGUUUUACAAGGACAAUGAAGAAGAAGCAGAUUAAGAGCUGCUGUUUUGUGAAGACCUUCUUACUUCUUUCACAUGAUCCUGAACACAGUAGGACAUGGCAACCACUUGCAAAUCACAGAAGUGACUAUUAAUUUAUUUUCAAAGGUCACAUUUGAAUGUUUAUUAAAUGGUACUGUAUGUAUUUAAUGAAAAACAGGGUAAAGUCACAGGACUUUGAUCACAUUAGAUACUUUUACUGUAUUGUAAAUAUAUAUUUUCACUGUAUCACUUUCAUUUGUCAGAGUCUGUAUAACAGAGUAUUUGUUGAUAUUUUAUUUAUUUGUUUACUGUUUACUGCAGAGCGGUGAUGUCACUGAGGUGUGGACACAUUUUCAACACAUUUUAAGACUCAAGACUUAACCACCAUUGACUUGUAACUUAGACUUGAAAAAAACUUAUGUUCCACCAAAUUUUUGUAAUUUUAAUGUAUAAUUACUCUGAACUUAAAUUUGCAUUACAUUUUGUGAAGAGCACAUAGUGACUUAUUUAGGACUCAAAACCCAAAGUAUAGAUAUAUAAGAUAAUAUAGGACUUGACUUGCAAAAUCAUGACUCCCACACUUUUGAACAUGAUAUCUGCACUUAUGUGACCUCAUACGGGCAUCGCACUGGUGAUAAUGAGGCCGUAACAAGCAAUGUUCUUUCACCAAAAUUCAUCCUUUUAGUCCAAGGACUGAAUGGGAAACCUUCUGGUCACAAGAAUCCUCCUUUCUCUAAUAAUUAUUAAUUUAGGAAGGCCAGUAAAACUCAAAAACACAAUUUCCAGCUCUUUGAGGCACACUGUAGAGUUGAUGCAGAGCGGAUAAAAGCACAAAGUUCUUGUGAAGGUAGACAUACAUUAUUCUCAUAAGAGCAAACUCAACAUGAAGUUUUAAACAUAAAUCUGAAACAAAGGUACCAAUGCACAAUUUAUUUUGUUUGUUAUUCUUCAAACAUCAAACCUCAGUCUGAUUCAUUAGUAAUGUUGAUGGUGUGGAGCACUGGGCCUUUGUGGUGGCAGAAAUACAACCUCAAAAAAAAAAGAUGACGAGAGAAAGAAUAUCAAAGCAGCUUCUGCACGCUGUUUGAUGCAAAUGUAACAAAACACACUCUCUGCCAGGAGACCUUCCCACUGGGUCAAAUCAUUGACACACUGACGUAGAUGGAUGGAAUUCUAAUGCACAUGAGAAAUGUUGUUUAACAUAAUCUCAAUUUGUGGUCAAAGAAUGUAUAUAAACAAAGUUAGGCCACAUAAAAUACUUAAGCUGGUGUGAAAUCCCCUUUAGAGUGCUAUUCGUCAAUCUAGACUAUUUUGUUGUGAGUUGCAGAGUGUUGGAGAUAGGGACUUAAGAGACAUCUGCCUUCUCUCAAAUAUGAUGGAACUAGAUUGCACUCAGCUUGUGGAGCUCAAAACACCAAAAAAACAUUUUGAAAACUCAACAGCAACGUCUCUAUCCAGAAUUCAAGACCCGGUUCCUAAAGAUAGUUCAAA